AUGAAGUUUAUCUGUGCAGCUUUUUUCACUGGCACACUCCCAGCGAGCACCGUAUCGACUAAGAGCACUUUCCACUGGAAGCGCACUUUGUGUUCCAAGAUACUACUUACCUGGAAUCCAAUCGACGCAGACAACCACCUAGCAGUUGUCGGCUUCUUGGCCGAACUCACCGAGACUGGACUCUCAACAUGCCUUUUUGACUCCGUCUUCGCACAAAUUGGUGCCGUUCGAGAACCGGGUGCCUACGCCUACAUUGGCUCGUGGGACUUCUCGGAGAUCACUGACCAUCUUGACCGCAACCCACCAGCCCAAUAUAGCGGCUCUUUGACAACACCUCCAUGCUCUGAGGGUGUCAGCUGGUAUGUGUGUACCCAGCCCUUGCCACUCAGCGUCAAUAGCUACAACGCAGUGAAGAAACUGCUCAAGUUCAAUUCUCGCUACAAACAGAAUACUCUGGGCUCGGUGAAUUUGCUGGACCUCGCUUCCCACGAUUAG
This is a messenger RNA of Aspergillus terreus NIH2624, 495 nucleotides long. RefSeq lists its product as uncharacterized. The transcript has 3 exons. The coding region runs from base 1 to 495 and encodes 164 amino acids. Gene Ontology annotation, molecular function: carbonate dehydratase activity; zinc ion binding. The record is from RefSeq and is a predicted model, not a curated record. Lineage: Eukaryota; Fungi; Ascomycota; Eurotiomycetes; Eurotiales; Aspergillaceae.